UUUCGGUUUAAGUUUCAAGCGCCGCCGAAGUCUAAACCCGCAGUUACAGAGCACAGCGGAGCGAAGAAGAAGGAUUCGUUCUUAAAAGACGAAAAUGACGUCGGAGUUACAGUUACCGCCAGGCUUCAGGUUCCACCCGACGGACGAGGAGCUUGUGAUGCACUACCUGUGCCGGAAAUGCGCUUCGCAACCAAUUGCUGUACCGAUUAUCGCCGAAAUCGACCUCUACAAAUACGAUCCUUGGGAACUUCCUGGUAUGGCGUUGUAUGGAGAGAAAGAGUGGUACUUCUUUUCGCCUAGGGACCGGAAGUACCCGAACGGUUCAAGGCCGAACCGAGCGGCCGGGACCGGCUACUGGAAGGCGACCGGUGCCGAUAAGCCGAUAGGGCAUCCGAAGGCAGUCGGGAUCAAGAAGGCUCUUGUGUUUUACUCUGGCAAAGCCCCCAGAGGAGAGAAAACGAAUUGGAUCAUGCACGAGUACCGGCUGGAUGUCGAUCGCUCCGCACGCAAGAAGAACAGCUUAAGGCUGGACGAUUGGGUUCUGUGCCGCAUAUACAACAAGAAGGGCAGUAUCGAGAAACAACAACAGCAGGCGGCUAUCGACAAGAAGAAGAUGAUGAACGACCAGGAAAUGGAGGACAAGAAGCCGGAGAAUCUGACCGUCGGAGGGACCGCAUCGAAGAUACUUCCCGUGCAGACGGAGAAGGCGAAUGAUUACAUGUACUACGACACGUCGGAUUCGGUGCCUAGGCUGCACACGGACUCGAGCUGCUCGGAACAAGUGGUGUCGCCGGAGUUCGCGUGCGAGGUGCAAAGCGAGCCUAAGUACUGGGAAAAGGCCCUGGAGUUCCCAUUUAAUUGCAUGGAUACCCCCAUCGACGGUGGAUUCGGUUCGCAAUUCCAGAGUAAUAAUCAGAUGUCGCCGUUACAGGAUAUAUUCAUGUACCUUCAGAAACCUUUUUGAUGAGACGUUCGGUGCGAAUGUGGCCGAAACGUCAAACAUUUGUCAAUGGAUGCAUGCAUCGCUCGGUAACUCGAGACAAAAAAGUCUAUGACUGUUCCCGUGCUCUGCUGUGGAAAAAAUGGGCUAAGGAAAAAAAAUUAAGAAUUAGAAAAAAUAUUUGUGGGGUCCAGGGUGGGGCAAAGACAAGGUGUAUUUUUUUUUUUUGUUUUUUAAGGGGGAUGUCGAUGUAAUGGUCCAUGGUGGAACGAUACAUACAUUUAGGACACAGUGGUGGUAUGCAUGCAUGUCUGUGUAUAUCAUCAUGUAUAGAUACUGUGUUAGUGUGUAUACAUCAUGAUGAUGAUGAUGAUGAUAGAUUUUGGGAUGCUCAUUUUGGGCUUCUCUAAAUUCUUAAACAGUCAGUAGUGGAAUUUCUUCCUUCUUAGUCA
This is a messenger RNA of Carya illinoinensis, 1392 nucleotides long. Its product is annotated as NAC domain-containing protein 2-like. The transcript is spliced from 3 exons. The record is from RefSeq and is a predicted model, not a curated record. Bases 95 to 964 code for a protein of 289 amino acids. Gene Ontology annotation, molecular function: DNA binding. Gene Ontology annotation, biological process: regulation of DNA-templated transcription. Lineage: Eukaryota; Viridiplantae; Streptophyta; Magnoliopsida; Fagales; Juglandaceae.